AUGCCCGUCCUCGCUCCCAACUCGCUUGUCGUCAUCACCGGCAUCACCGGCUAUAUCGGCAGCCACAUUGGCAUCGUCGCCCUCCAAGCCGGACACCGCGUGCGCGGCACAGUCCGCUCCCUUGCCCGCAGUCAAGAUGUCCGCAAUGUUUAUGCCGCACAUGGGGUGGACGUUUCUAAGCUCACGUUCGCGCUUGUCGACGAUCUCGCCAGCGAGGCACAACUGGCUGCCGCCCUUGAAGAUGCGGACGGCAUCAUUCACGUCGCACUCGCCGGUGGAGUACCCUCGAUCGAUGACAAGGCUCCGCAGGACGCUGUAAAUGCUGCGCGCGCAAUUCUCCAGGUGGCGGCAAGGCUGUCAUCCGUGAAGCGUAUUGUGUUCACGUCGAGCUCUUCUGCGGCGUAUCUUCCUAUUCCAGGCUUCAUGGAGGACCACAUGACCGACGAGACAUGGUGCGACUCCGCGAUAGAGUACUUUCAGCACCCUCCAGGGGGAGGCAAAGGGGAUGAACUCUGGGAGGCCACCCGAUACAAUGCAACUAAGGCCCUGUCUGAGCGCGCGGCAUGGGCAUGGGUUGCUGAGAACAAGCCUGCAUUUGAGAUCUCCACCGUUCUUCCAAACGCGUGCUUUGGGCCCGUCUUGAUGGGCGCGCCACGCUCAACGGCUGCAUGGAUCGCAGCCAUACUCAGUAACCAGGCUGCCUUCACGCAGCGGUAUCCUCCAGAUUGGUUUGUCGAUGUGAGGGAUGUCGCGCGGUUGCAUGUGCUCGCGCUGACGGAGCCCGAGCUCAGUGGAAGACGCUUAUGGGCAACUGCAGCGCCCUUCGGGUGGAAUGAAAUGUUUGCGAUCUUUCGGAAACAUUUUCCACAGGUUCAGGUUCCCGAGGACAUCCCUGGUGUUCAGGGAGAACCAGCAAAAUUCACCAUCGAGAACGAGGUCGGCAGAAAAGCAUUGGGCGAGUGGACCAGCUUAGAAAAGUCGAUUGUAGACACGGCAAAGUCGAUUGGAUAUUGA
Fibroporia radiculosa is the source of this 1014-nucleotide messenger RNA. RefSeq lists its product as uncharacterized. Bases 1 to 1014 code for a protein of 337 amino acids. The transcript has 3 exons. The record is from RefSeq and is a predicted model, not a curated record. Gene Ontology annotation, molecular function: oxidoreductase activity, acting on the CH-OH group of donors, NAD or NADP as acceptor. Lineage: Eukaryota; Fungi; Basidiomycota; Agaricomycetes; Polyporales; Fibroporiaceae.